UUAGCCGACGGUAGUCGAACAGUCCGUCCUACCGGACUGCUUGAGGCGGCCGCAACGCCAUGUUGAGCGAAGUCUCCCAUCUCUAUGAAAAAUGAGUUUAAAACGCAAGAUGAUGAUAUCAAACGCCGAAUAAGUAAAGAAGGCACGCCGGGGAAUAUACACUGAAGAACGGGACCGAAACAGAUCCGUGGACAUCCCGGACGAGGUGGGGGAGACGAACCCCCCGCCGUCCCCAUGAAUAGCUCCACAAUUCUGAUGGAAAAAAGCGAGUAUACGUUUAAAAAGCCUUUUGUGAUAAUGGACUCUGAGACUGACUAUUGACUAUUAAGGAUUUUCUGCAACACUGAAGAGGAACGUCUCGCGUACUUAUGUAUAAUAGCUAGAUUUACCGUGUAACAUUAUUUAGUAGCGUAUUGUUUGCUUUUGUUCAAAAUCUGCAAUGAGUUUGCCACCGAAAGUGGUGCCGAAACCGGCCGCUGUCGCAGUUAGUGGACCUAUAACCGGGCCAUCCCCAUCAAGCCAACUGCGGGCGACACUGACCCCCGUGUCGUUACCACCGGGAGCCCCGACUGCUCCUCAGCCGCCUGCUGUGCCGCCACCCCACGUUGUCCUUAACACGGCCCGUCCCAGGAUACCACGCGUGCAGGCCGGCCUGGACGAACGUCUCUUCCCAGCACAGCCCGGGGUGACCGCCGUGUACAGCGUACCCAGGCACCCCGGCCCCCCGUUCCCCCCACACGACCUCAGUAAGGGCCACCCUCCGCUGCCGGGGCCCCCUGGCCCUGGAGGCCCGGCCUCGGCGCCCACUCUCUCUCAGGUAUCAGUCCCCACGGCGGGCCAGUACCGCUACCUUAAGGGCUGGGAGGCAGGCGGAGGGAGUCCGUACUCCUCUGGGCAGAAUGCGGGCUCCGCGCCCCUGGUGUAUUCUCCGCAGACGCAGCCCAUGAACGUGCAGCAGCCACAGAGUCGGCCGGUGAGUACGGCGUUCCGCGCCGCCCAGACGCCUGACGGGACGCAGGCAGCUGUGAACGUGAGCAACCUCUUGCAGUUUGUGACAGGACCACGGCCUCCGCCCCCUCACCAGGUCUACCUACAAACAAUGGCUGCCCAGAUGGCUGUGAACAUGGGGGGAGGAUUCAGGCCCAUCCAGUUCCUGCACAGGACCCAGAUGCAGACGGCGCGUCCCUCGCUGCCCAACAGCAGUGGUUCUCUGCGGCCGGGCUCCCAGUCGGCGGCCCCGGCCCAGGCCGUCUACCCCAGCCCCGGCCACCAGCCCAUCAUGAUGACCAUGACCAUGCCCUUCCCCGCGCCACAGGCCACCCAGUACUACAUCCCCCAGGUACGCGGGACCGUGGCGCGGGACAGCCCACAGCACUACAUACAACAGUACCGCCACAGUACGCCGUACGUGGCUCCCCCUACGCAGUACCCCGUGCAGCCUCCCGGCUCCGGAACAUUCUACCAGGGCCCUGGACCGGGGGAGUACGCCGCGCCUUUUGCUACGCCGCAGUACUACCCAGGCCAGGCUGUGUACUCCCCCUCUCCACCCAUCAUAGUGCCUACACCACAGCAACCUCCACCCUCCAAACGAGAGAAGAAGCCGAUCCGUAUUCGGGACCCCAACCAGGGGGGCAGGGACAUCACGGAGGAGAUCAUGUCAGGACGAGCCUCCACCACCCCCACUCCCCCCGCCACGGGACGGGCAUCUACUACACCCACACCCCCACAGCCAGGAGCCAGUCAGACUCCAGAUCCGAAUGUGUCUCGAGCGCCGGCCUACAGCCCCGAGUCUUCUCUGAGACAGCAGCCCAGUCCAGCCAGCACCGACGGACACUCCACACCAGAUGAGAAAGUCAAGCCAGACAGCUCGCCUCCUGCUCCUGCUCCUGCUCCUGCUCCUGCUCCUGCUCCGAUUCCUGCUCCCAGCAGUAGCAUCAGGGCGUCUCCCAGCCCAGCAGCGCUUCCAGGCACCUCCUCCCCCACCGCCACCCCCGCUCCUGCCCCUGCUCCUGCCACCUCCCCCAGAGAGGCGGCCAGCAAUAGCAGCAGCAGCAGCACCACCCUCUCCACCCUCUCCACCAUCAGCAGCAGUGGAGCAGGUAGCAACAGCGGCGAGUCCAACUCCUCCUCCACCACCAUCCCCCCUGUCACCUCCUCGUCCUCCUCCUGCUCCUCUUCCUCCUCCUCCGCUCCCUCCCCUCCUCUCCCCUCCGCCGUGGCUCCCCCCACCGCAGCGACCCCUCCUCUCACCACCACCGCUGCCGCCACCACCUCCGCCGCUCCCGUGGAACCCGAGGGGCCCAAAGGUGUCCCCUCUGCCCCAGCGACGGCCCCCUCUCCUCCUGCCCCGGAGGCGUCUGAGGACGAGCCUCGCCCGGAGCCCGCGGCCCAGACGCCCAGAGCUCCUGCCUCGUCUUCCUCUUCCUCCUCCUUCACCCCUCUGCCUCCCGCGCAGGCGGUCAACGGCCUGGCCGACUCGCCGGCCCCCUCGCCCUGCGCGGAGGUGGAACUGCAAGAAGAGGAGCAGCAGGAGGCGGCGGCGGAGGAGGAAGGCAACGGCGAGGUGGAGGAGCUGGAGGCCGCCGCAGCCGAUGUGGAGAAGGCAUGCGAGCAGACGGCGGUCGUCGACGGCGUGGUCUCAACAUCGUCCCCGAGAGACGAGACGUCUCCAGAAACAACAGCAGCAGCAGCAGCUUCGAAGCUCAGCACGGCUGAAACGGCAGCCUCCCUAAUCACCCCCAGCACACCAUCUACAGUCUCCCCGUCAUCAUCCACCACGUCAUCUUCAUCCAGUGGCUGCGCUGCUGCACCCCCUACUUCCUCUGUGCUGGCUCCGCCCCCGGGCCUGCCCCCUCUGGUGCCCCCUCCUGGGUUGGAGGAGAAAAUGCCCUGCAGCAGCAGCAGCAGCAGCAGCAGAGACACCCCUGCAGAGCUCAUUAAUGAUGCCCCUGCAGCCCAAACGCCGGCCGCCACCACCACCGCCACCGCGCCGACUGCAGUCCCGUCAGCCGACACACAGGAAGAUGCUGCCCACCAACAGACCAACUCAAGGAAGACCACAACCUCAGCCAUCGCUACAGGCCCUGCACCAAAGAGCUGGAAGAAGCCAAAUGAAGGGAGUCAGACGGGAGAGGCCCCAUCACAGGAGGAGGCCCCUGUCAGACAGCCAUCUCCUCCAGCCAGGGAGAGCCGGGGCAGCCCUCCUCCUCCAGAGCCGACGGUGGCGGUGGGCCCUCGGGACCCCCAGGAGCCCUCCCAGCAGCAGCCGCCGGCCCCUGAGGAGAACGGCCAGGCAGACGGGGAGCCCAUGAGGAACGGGGCCUCCCACCACGCCUCCGAGACGGAGAGCACCGACAGCGGAGUGGCCCCCGGGGACCAGGACGCCAGCUCCCCCGCCGCCACGCCAUCCUACCUCCUGGACGAAGAGCUGGUGCAGGCCAAUGGGAAGAGGCAGUAUAACCGGGACUUCCUGUUGGGCUUCCAGUUCAUGCCGGCCUGCGUGCAGAAACCAGAGGGCCUCCCUCCCAUCAGCGAUGUGGUGCUGGACAAGAUAAACCAAAACAAGCUCCCGAGCGCCAGAGCCCCGGAUCCCAGGGUCAUCUCCAGAGGUCCCGACUUCACCCCGGCCUUCGCCGACUUCGGCGGCCGACCCCUCCUGGGGGGCAGGGGCGCCCCGCUGCUGGGUGUGUGUCCUCGUCGCCCCCCUCCUCGUAAGAUCAUCAUGAACGUGUCCGUGAAUGACGACGUGCAGCUGAAGAAGGCUGAGAACGCCUGGAAGCCUGGCCUGAAGAGGGACCCCAGCGCACCCAGCGACGACCCCGACUCCAACAAGACACAGGAUCUGUUCCGUAAGGUGCGCAGCAUCCUGAACAAGCUGACGCCGCAGAUGUUCAACCAGCUGAUGAAGCAGGUGAGCGAGCUGACCAUCGACACGGAGGAGCGGCUCAAGGGCGUCAUCGACCUCGUCUUCGAGAAGGCCAUCGACGAGCCCAGCUUCUCCGUGGCCUACGCCAACAUGUGCCGAUGCCUCGCCACGCUGAAGGUGCCCAUGACGGACAAGCCCGGCACCACGGUCAACUUCCGCAAGCUGCUGCUGAACCGCUGCCAGAAGGAGUUUGAGAGGGACAAGGCAGAUGACGUGGUGUUCGAGCGCAAGCAGAGAGAGCUGGACUCAGCCACAUCAUCUACGGAGCGCGAGCGUCUGCAGGAGGAGCUGGUGGAGGCCAAGGACAAGGCCCGCCGGCGCUCCAUCGGCAACAUCCGCUUCAUCGGCGAGCUCUUCAAGCUCAAGAUGCUGACGGAGGCCAUCAUGCACGACUGCGUGGUCAAGCUGCUGAAGAACCACGACGAGGAGAGCCUGGAGUGCCUCUGCCGCCUGCUCACCACCAUCGGCAAGGACCUGGACUUCGAGAAGGCCAAGCCCCGUAUGGACCAAUACUUCACCCAGAUGGAGAAGAUCGUGAAGGAGAGGAAGACGUCCUCCAGAAUACGCUUCAUGCUGCAGGACAUCAUCGACCUCAGGCUGCACAACUGGGUGUCUCGGCGAGCGGACUCUGGCCCCAAGACCAUCGAGCAGAUCCACAAAGAGGCCAAGAUCGAGGAGCAGGAGGAGCAGAGGAAGGUCCACCAGCAGCUCCUCAACAAGGACAGCAAGCGCAGGCCAGACCAGCGUGAGGUGCGCCCCCAGAGGGAGCCGCAGAGGGAGGAGAGCUGGAGCACGGUGCCCAUGAGCAAGAACAGCAGGACCAUCGACCCCGCCAAGAUACCCAAGAUCACCAAGCCUCAGCUUGAUGAUAAGAUCCAGCUGGGCCCGAGGGCUCAACUCAACUGGAUGAAGGGGAGCAGCGGGGGAGCCAAGGCCAGCGACUCUGAGCUGUCCAGGUCGUCAGGCGGCAGCAGCCUGAACCGCUACUCAGCUCUGCAGCAGUCUCCCUCGGCCCCAGCCAGCCCCCAGGCCAACACGCCCAGCUCAGACUACGACUCCAGGAGAAACCUGGGAAGUCGUGGCAGUAUCGGACGCGAGCGCGGCGAGAAGCCCCAGGCCCCUGGCGGAGGAGGCCCCGGAGGCGUGGCGGUGCGCCUGGGGCCCCUGAGCCGCACGGGCAGCGGCAAGGAGCUGCAGCCGCAGCAGGAGCAGGGGCCCGCCGGCGAGGAGCCCCCUCCACGCAGGGAGACACCGCGAGACCGGCGACCCUCCGCCCACAGCCAGAGUCCCGGCCGCAACCGGAGCCAAUCCCGCAGAGCCAGCACGGACGACAGGAGCGACUCGGAGCGAAGCAACAGCAGCAGAGCCCCCAGAGGACCCGUCAAAGCGGAAACUCCCCCGGCGGUGGUGGCAGCCAAGGCAGCCCUGUCUGAGGAGGAGAUGGAGAGGAGGUCCCGCGCCAUCAUCGACGAGUACCUGCACAUCAACGACAACAAGGAGGCAGUGCAGUGUGUGGAGGAGCUGGAGCAGACGUCUCAGCUGAGCGUGUUUGUGCGUGUGGGGGUGGAGGCCACGCUGGAGAGGAGCCAGGUGACCAGAGACCACAUGGGACAGCUCUUCCACCUGCUGCUCACCAAGGAGCUGCUGCCUCGGGAACAGCUCUACCGCGGGUUUGAGGAGACCCUGGAGGUGGCGGAUGACAUGGCCAUAGACAUCCCCCACAUCUGGCUCUACCUGGCCCAGCUACUUUGCCCUCUGCUCAAGGAAGGGGGCAUCUCUGUGAGAGAGCUCUUUAGUGAAUUAAGCAAACCAUUGCUUCCUGUGGGAAGAGCAGGGAUCCUAUUUGCUGAAAUUCUGCACCUUCUAUGCAAACAAAUGACCCAUAAGAAAGUGGGGGCACUAUGGGUGGACUCGGGCCUCAGCUGGAGUGACUUCCUGCCCGAGGGAGAGGACGUGCACACCUUCAUCUCAGAACAGAAGCUGCAGUUUACGCUGGCGGACAGCGUGAGUGGUGGUGCUGGUGGUGUGGUGGUGUCCAAGAGGCCGCUGGCCCCCGAGGAGCUGAGCAGACACAUGGAGCGCCUCCUGCUGGAGGACCUGGCCAGUGACGAGCAGAUCUUCGACUGGGUGGAGGCAAACCUGGAUGAGUCUCAGAUGAGCUCCUCCCCUUUUCUGAGAGCUUUAAUGACUGCAGUGUGCAAGGCAGCAGUGAAAGACGAGAGCUCUUCCUGCAAAGUGGACACUGCAACCAUCCAGAAGAGGUUACCUGUCUUACUGAAGUACCUUAACUCAGACACUGAGCGCCAGUUGCAAGCACUUUACGCACUUCAAGCAUUAAUAGUAACUCUUGAACAACCUCCUAACCUGCUCCGCAUGUUCUUUGACUGUCUGUACGACGAGGACGUGAUCUCGGAGGAUGCCUUCUACCUCUGGGAGUCCAGCAAGGACCCGGCCGAGCAGCUGGGCAAAGGCGUGGCCCUCAAGUCCGUCACGGCCUUCUUCACCUGGCUACGCGAGGCCGAGGAGGAGUCGGAGGACAACUGAGCAGCGAGGAGUAGUAGUGGGGAACAGGAGGAGUAGUGGAGACCUUAUCCGUUCUUCCCCCCCCAUUUUUUACUCUUCCUCCAUGAGUGGUUCUUCGCCGUUCCACAGAUGUUCUAAGGCGGUGUGUCCACAUUCCUACAGGACUGACAAAGUCAGCGUGGGAGACAAAGGAACAAGAGGAACGUAAAAGGCCUAGGAGGGACAAUGGAGGCUGGAAGGGAACGUGAUCGCAGUGCGAUGCUACCAACGUUCCUAACGUUCUGUUGAGUUCCUUCAAAAAACGCCGCCUGAGGAAGAUCUCCAGACAUGGGAGCACUACAUAAGUGUAUUAUACAUAGAAAAUAUUUUUGCUUUAAAUUUUAUCCUUUUUUGGUUUUGUUUUGUUUUCUUUUUUUUGUUACAUUUUCAAGAGACUUGAAAACAGGUCAUAACCUGGUUAAUUUAUUAUUUUUUUAAGAGACUGCAAAAAAAACAAACAAAAGAUGGACCUUUUAUUUAACAUUUGCAGAAAAUGCUCAUAUUGAGGAGAACGUCACUGACCAUAGAAAACAACAAAAUAACAAAAGUAAUUAUCAGUACAGUAAUAAUAAUUGUGGAAUUGAAAUAGACUCUGAGGGAUUCCCGAGUUGUGUGGUUUGGAGUCGGUUUCAGAGGAAGAUAUUUUUGAAUUGAAGAAAAAAACAAAAAAAAAUGUGGCAGAGACACGGAGACGGUUGAAGUUAACUGUGUUUGAGAGUGGAUGGGUUUAUGGUAGACGUAAGCCCUUCCCUGGUCUGGUGCUGCAGGUUUUUUUGCUUGCUCUCUGGUGAGUUGUAUGAGCUUCCAAAUGGACAGAAGAAGUGGCCACUCGCAUGCGCGCACACGCACACAAGGACUUUCUUUGGGGGUGACAAAAAAAAUAAAGCAAAUGUGUGUGUUUGUGCGCUCUGCUCUCUUAAGGCGAGGCCAAGUGAUAAAGCAGGGUUACUGAACCGUGUAAUUCUCCAGACAUGAAGAGCAAAUUUAAAGUACAUGUGAAUACAUUAAAGACUCUAAGAACA
Engraulis encrasicolus (European anchovy) is the source of this 7509-nucleotide messenger RNA. RefSeq names its product eukaryotic translation initiation factor 4 gamma 3-like. Lineage: Eukaryota; Metazoa; Chordata; Actinopteri; Clupeiformes; Engraulidae. Gene Ontology annotation, cellular component: eukaryotic translation initiation factor 4F complex. Bases 440 to 6469 code for a protein of 2009 amino acids. The record is from RefSeq and is a predicted model, not a curated record. Gene Ontology annotation, molecular function: mRNA binding; protein binding; translation initiation factor activity. The transcript has 36 exons.